Messenger RNA from Propithecus coquereli (Coquerel's sifaka), 567 nucleotides. It is a transcript of the gene FGF5, whose product is annotated as fibroblast growth factor 5. The coding region runs from base 1 to 363 and encodes 120 amino acids. Gene Ontology annotation, molecular function: fibroblast growth factor receptor binding; growth factor activity. NCBI's taxonomy places the organism in Eukaryota, Metazoa, Chordata, Mammalia, Primates, Indriidae. The record is from RefSeq and is a predicted model, not a curated record. Gene Ontology annotation, cellular component: cytoplasm. The transcript has 2 exons. Gene Ontology annotation, biological process: regulation of cell migration; fibroblast growth factor receptor signaling pathway; positive regulation of cell population proliferation.
AUGAGCCUGUCCUUCCUCCUCCUCCUCUCCCUCAGCCACCUGAUCCUCAGCGCCUGGGCUCACGGGGAGAAGCGCGUCGCCCCCAGAGGGCGACCCGGACCCGCCGCUGCCGCUCGGAACCCGGGAGGCUCCCGCGGCAGCAGCUCCGCGUCGUCCUCUUCCUCUGCCUCCGCCUCCCCCGCGGCUCCUCCGGGCGGCCCGGGAGGCGGCUUGGAGCAGAGCAGCUUCCAGUGGAGCCCCUCGGGGCGCCGCACCGGCAGCCUCUACUGCAGGGUGGGCAUCGGUUUCCAUCUGCAGAUCUACCCGGAUGGCAAAGUCAAUGGCUCCCACGAAGCCAACGUGCUAAGCCAAGUUUACGGAUGACUGCAAGUUCAGGGAGCGGUUUCAAGAAAACAGCUACAACACCUAUGCCUCAGCGAUACACAGGACCGAGAACACAGGGCGGGAGUGGUACGUGGCCCUGAACAAGAGAGGCAAAGCCAAGCGAGGCUGCAGCCCCCGGGUGAAACCCCAGCACGUCUCUACCCACUUCCUGCCCAGAUUCAAGCAGUCGGAGCAGCCGGAACU